AUGAACGAUCAAGCUCAGAUGAUGAAUCAGUCGCAGCAGCUUCCGAUAAUGCAAUCCCAUCGGUUGAUGAAUAAUCAGAACUCCCAGAUGUUGAUGAAUCAGUUAAUUAAUCCUUCUCUUGUGAUGAUGAAUCAGUCACAGUCGCAGGGGAUGUUGAACAACCGAGGUGGUCGUUACGGGAUGUGGCCGCCGGCGCUACCGGAGCAGCUCAAGUUCCAGAAUCCGAACACGAAACCUUCAGGUUUUGUUCCGUCUUCUUCAAAACCUAUGGGGCCACGAAACAACAAAAACUGGAAGGGGAAGAAAGGAAAUGACAAACGGAAUAACAAUAAUUGGAACGAAUUAGGCAAUGUUGGAGUAGGUAAUUAUAAUCCGCCUACUCUCAAGGAACUACAGCAACAAAAUCGAUUGAAGGCCAGAAGAUACUUUUCGAAGAAGAAACACAAUCAUGGUGGUAAAUCAGCUCCUUUUGCUCCUAGAAACACUACUUCCUUCCUCAUUCGUGCAAAAAAAGCAGGAGGGAUUACAUCUCUGGUUUCGCCAUGUCCUGUUACUCCUUCUGUACUCCCUACACCUAUUUUUUCUCCAUCUCGAGAGGUUUUAGUUGACAUGGCGAAAGAAGAAUGGGGUGUUGAUGGGUAUGGGUCCAUGAAAGGGUUAAUCAGGCUUCGAUCUCCUGGAAAUGACGAAGAAGAUGAAGAAGGUGGAUCAAGUGAAAGCGAUGUUGAGGAACAUUUGGAGGUGGAGAGGAGAUUAGACCAUGAUUUGAGCAGAUUUGAGAUGAUUUACCCAAACCACGGUGGUGCUGAUCAUAAUAGCUAUCUUUUGGAGAACAGAGUUGAUGAUCAGGAUACACAUAUAGCUCAACUGGAAGAAGAGAAUCUGAUAUUGAAAGAGAGAUUGUUCUUGAUGGAAAGGGAGUUUGAUAACUUGAGGAAGAGGUUGCAGAGUUUGGAAAGGGGAAUGCAAGGAGGACAAGGGUUUAUGGAAGAGGUUGUUGUGGAGAAUGAUUCUGAGAAUGAUAGUGGGAGUCGUGGCUAUGGAAGGUCAGUUGAAGAUACUAAUGAGCUAAUGGAAGAGAAUGAUGAUGGAAAUGGGAAUCAGUCUUCUGAACCAAAAGAAUCUAACAAUGGUGAAAAGGGUUUGCAGGAAAUGGAAGUGUUAAAAGAUGUAGGCCUAUCAGAUGUUCAUAAGGAAGAUAAUAUUGUGAAAAACGAAGAGAAGAUAGAUGUUGAGAUUGAAGAUAUGGUAGAAGUUGAAAACAGGUGCAUGUUUAUCUUUUUGAACUUUGAAGCCUGUGUUCUCGAUCUUUUGGCUUCAACUAUAUGA
Molecule: messenger RNA, 1329 nt
Organism: Lactuca saligna
Lineage: Eukaryota; Viridiplantae; Streptophyta; Magnoliopsida; Asterales; Asteraceae
Source: the annotation of a GenBank genome assembly